AUGACCUAUUAUGGAGUGGGGAAGGGGAGCGACGAGCCCUGCGGGGGUCACAGGGUCACCAGGUCACAGUCUGCUCAAUGCAAGGCCAUCUCUCCUCCAGGUGCUCAACACUCAGACAGAAAAGCAAUAAACACAUUAGCCAGAGUGGCUCUCUCCCUGAGUGCGGUUUACACUAACCCUAGCACUAACCUUAGCCCUAACCCUGCUUUAGAAUCCCAGUCAUUUGAAUUGACAGCCAUGGUCGUGGUGCUGUUGUUCCAGUGGAAUGGUGCUGCUGUGAGGAGAGAUUGUGGCUUUAGUUUCACCUGGAUACAAAGCCCAUGGGGUUUAUCAGCUACAUACUCUCAUGGCUGUGUUGUUAGUGUGAUGUUGAUCAAUACUAGGUAGCCUAGUGGUUGAGAGCACUGGACCAGUAAACGAAAGGUUGCUGGUUUGAAUCCCCGAGCUGUCAAGGUGGAAAAAUCUGCCGUUCUACUCUUGAGCAAUGCAGUUAACCCCAAACAUCAACUGCUCCCCGGGAUGUCGAUUUAAGGCAGCCCACCCCCUUUCUGAUUGGGUUAAAUGCGAAAGACACAUUUCAGUUGAAUGCAUUCAGUUGUGCAACUGACUAGGUAUCCCCUUUCUCUCUCACUCUCUUCUGCAUGUGACUCUGACGGUACAGUCUCUUCUCCAGCUGCUGAGCGCUGCAGUGUCUACUGCUAGAGUUUAUUAGGACCAUCUGGAGCGGUUUAGAACCUCAUUCCUCCCUUCAUUUAGCCGGAGGUAUGCAAGUAGUGUUUCUGUUCCGGCUCUGGGUAACCCUCUCUGUCUGAGAGCUAACCAAUGAUACAGAGUGGAGACACAUGUAACAUCAGAGGAACGGCAGUUUUGUAGAGCGAGGAGGGGGAGUGGGAGUGGGAGGAAGAGGAAGAGCAGGGAGAUUAGCCUGGGAUGAAGCGAACAUCCUGCAGUAAUCUCUCCCCUGUAUGCAUGUGCCUCCACUGCAGGUGCUCUGCUCUCUCUCCCCCUUUCUCUCUCUCUCUCCCACUCUCUCUCACUCGCUCUCUCCCCCUCACUCUCUCUCCCCCUCUCUCGUGCUCUCUCGCUCUCUCUUAGGUGUGCAGUGCCUAGGCAGCUAGUCUGAGUCAGGAUUAGGUGGUGCGUGGUGGUAAUGAACAGCCCUGCUGAACUUCAGAACAUAGCGUGCCUUUAGACGCCUAUAGAAGGAGUCCCGGGUAAAUAUGACAGCACCUCAACAAGCAGCUCCACGUGACAGUGUUGAAGUUUGUGCGUCAGCGAGACCUUUCUGCAGAGAGUCUCUGGGUUGGAGAGGCUUGGCAUCUGUUGGUGUGUCUGCUGUUUUUGUCCAUCUGGCAUUGUGGGUACUUGGUGCCAUGACAUUGUGGGUACUUGGUGCCAUGACAUUUUGGGCAUUGUGGGUACUUGGUGCCAUGACAUUUUGGGCAUUGUGGGUACUUGGUGCCAUGACAUUUUGGGCAUUGUGGGUACUUGGUGCCAUGACAUCCUGACUGUAGAUGGUCCCUACUCCGUCCUCCUGGGGAAAGGGUCCAGAUUAGUCUUCUGGUUCAGCCACAGUGCUCAUAAGGGCUCAGAUCUGUCUAGACAGGAUGUUAGAGCCAUGGCACUUUAAAUAGUUUUACUGGCCCAUCUUUAACUAUAGCAGUUCUCAGUUUUACUGGCCCAUCUUUAACUAUAGCAGUUCUCAUAGUUUUACUGGUCCAACUUGUUUCGAACUGACCCUACCUUUAACAACCCUGUCCAGUUAAAUGGCUCCUAUUUAUCUCUGGCUCUAUUCCCAUGAAAGGAGGAGGAUACUAUUUCUGAAGGGGUUUAUUGAAAGACAUGUUUUUAUCCUGUUACUGUCUGGGAGGCAGUUGUUAAAUACCCCUCGUCCAUGUUCUAAUUGAGUUGUUGUAGUAAUGGUUAUACCCUAAGUAAGUUGAAGUGUUGGAUCUGCAGUCUGGUAGACAUAGUGUUGCUUCUCCCUUAUAUGAGCUGUAGUGUUGGUUCUGUUGUUGGUUCUGCCCUCAGGGAGACGUAGUGUUGCUUCUCCCUUAUAUGAGCUGUAGUGUUGGUUCUGUUGUUGGUUCUGCCCUCAGGGAGACGUAGUGUUGCUUCUCCCUUAAAUGAGCUGUAGUGUUGGUUCUGUUGUUGGUUCUGCCCUCCAGGAGACGUAGUGUUGGUUCCCCUUUAAGUGAGCUGUAGUGUCAGGGAGCCACUGUAACUAAUGCAUUCUGCAUCUCUAAUCUGCACCAGUCUCCAUGACGCACAAUAGCGCCCACUCCUCACUCUCCUUCUCCUCCCACUCUUCCCUCUCUCCAUGCAUCCCGAGGCCCUGCCGGCUAUAGGGCCGUCAGAGCCAGGCCGUUUAAACAGCUCAUGUUUUUACCAGUCUGGCAGUGAAACUGAUAGUUCUAUCCACAACAUAAUGACGGGCUGGCGAAACCAGCCCUCUGAUGUGACACCUGUCACCGAAAGUCAUGUUCAGGUGUGACCUGCAGCAGCCAUUGGUCCUUCCAGGGGGAGCGGAAACAGAACCUUUUGUUUUUCUCUUCACUGGCUGAUCUAAAGCAUGAGAACAGAUUGGAUAUCAUACUGAUGCACCUGCUCAUCAAAUACAGAAUCCUUCUUGAACAAUGGCUUCUCUCAGGACAGAUUGUUCCAUCACUGAACCCAGUGUGUGUGUGUGUAUCGAUGUAAUCUCUUCACAGCUUCUUGUUCAAUGUAUUUGGUCAGGGUUGGGGAUAUAUAGGCUGUGUAUUGCUUUGUGAUUCAAGUGCAAUUGGAAUGCUGUAGGUUCCGGGGCCUUGAUGGAAACAAAAUGCAUUGUGGGUGUUUCAGGGCGUGAUUUGCCUUUAUUUAUUUAUUUAUUUAUUUAUUUAUUUAUUUAUUUAUUUUAAUAUAUUGAGUAAUCACUGUAGGAUAUCAUGAAGCAUUCCCCUACAUGUAGCGCGAUGAGACAAUCAGCCGGGUAGUCACAAUCUGUCUGGAGCAAGCGUCUGUGGUCUCAAUUGAUUAGCGAUGCUGUCUGUGUCUGUCAACCCGCCUGGCAGGGCUGAAAAUCUCCUAACAAGCAUCAGAUUGAAUGGGAGAUUAUUUCAAACAGCAUGGCGGUAUACAGGGAGGCAAUAUGAGCGUGGCGUUGUCUUUUUCUGUUGACUGUGAGACAGGCGUGUAUCUGGCAUCAAACAUCCCUGAGACAAAGAGAUGAUGAAAUGAUGGUGAAAUGAAAUGGCUGCGUGUGUGAGAUAAGAGAUGAAGAGGUCUGACCAGGUCCAUCUCCAGACAAGCUGCUCUUAGUAUUCCAUCCUGUCAGCCUGCUCCCCCUGUGGAAUCAGACGAAAGGAUAGACUGAGAUGGAGCUGAAAAAUAGAUCUAAAAAGCAAAAAAGGCCCUGUGCAUCUCAGCGAGGGAGAUGGAGAGACAGAGGAAAAAAGAGAUCUGGCCUUGAAAGUCUGUUGGCAAUUUGACGCCUCCUUUGUACUUGUUAUCAGUUGUCAGCUGCUGCAGAGGUCUUGGCUUUAAUGGAGAACUUAAUUACAAUUCAGAGAGUCAACAUAAAUCAGAAGUCUGUUAUUAUGAGGUGGACGGCUGCUGGCCGGUGCUGCUGGGGGUUGUUCUGAAGGAGCAUUAUAUUAUUGUUUUAACCUCCCUGGACACUACAGUGUUGAUAUAUGAAAGACAAUGAAAUCAUGUCCAAGGCCCAGACUGACUAAAUUAGUCACACUAACAACUGAGACCAGAGAUGAGUUAAACCGCUGAACAGAAGGGUAUACUACAAAACAUGAUCAAUGCGUUAGCCAGCUAACUUUGAUAAACAACCAGAAAUAAGUGGAUUUUCUGGUUCAUUAAGAAAGCUAAACAUAGAUAUUUGUUUUUGGUUGUUGAGCCAAUUAGACCAUGCCCAUUUUCAGGCUUAUCUUAAAAAAAGAAAAAAGAAAAGCUAUUUCAGAAUAUUCAGGCAAGUUAGCUGGCUAACUCUUUGAUCUUACUUUGUAGUAUACCGCUCAGUUUAGAUCCAUCCAGGGCAAAUCGGUCAAAGCCUGGGGCCAUGAUUUAAAGGCCAUUGAGCUAAGCCUGGGCUUCCAAACUAAAUAAAAUGCACAACAGAGGGUAGUGGGUCUGUUUAAGGAUGUAUGGGAAUAAUCCUGUUUUCUCCGGUCUCUUCCCAGGCCCAGACUGCAAGCACAGAGGAAGUUUGCCCAGUCGCAGCCCAACUCUCCCAGCACCACCCCGGUCAAGGUGUCUGAUACCGCCCUGCCCGCCCCCUCCGCUCACAUCAGAGACAUCUCCAGACGGAAACCCAAGACUGAGGACUUCCUCACCUUCCUCUGCCUGAGAGGUACAGUAACCAUGAAAGGAUAAGAGCGUCUGCUAAAUGACUAAAAUGUCUAACAUCCCACCCUUUCAUCUGCACACCCCUUCAUCCACCCCUACACACACUCAACCCUUCAUCCUCCCGCCUCACUUCCUCACUCAGUCGACCACUCACCCCAGCACCAUGCAUCUCGUCACCAGGCCAAUGCCAUGGCCCGAUGUCAGGGCUCUGCUUCUUUAACCUCAGUCAGGACUAUGGCUUCAGUUCAGCAGCCACACAUCUCAAGAAAGGUCCAGGCCUCCCUCCCGGCCUACCUUUGACCUAGAUCCAGGCCUAGCUGUGCAGCAGGAAUAGUUCAGUCUGAGGUCCAGGUUCAUUGACCCGGUUUAAAACUCUGACAAGGCAAACACCCUGACAAGGCAAACACCCUGACAAGGCAAACACCAAACCCAUUCUGUCCUCACAGGUUACACAUUGACCAUAUCUGCAGGUAACAUUUCAACAGUGAAUAAUGAACAUUGUUAUCUGCACACAGUCUCAGCUUUGAGCGCCCCCCCCUCCACACACACACACACGCACGCACACACACACAUACACACACACAUACACACACACACACAUACACACACACAUACACAAACACACACACAGACAUCCUGGUAGAGCCAGAUAAUCCUGCUCCUACACCUCAGCACAUGAGGGCACAGAGAGGCCCGGGCUGCUCUCUGCCGCCCACAACACAAACAUGGCCCAGCUAGGGAAAUGAGGGCAGAAUAACAGGCACAGGGUUCAGCUGAAAUCCCACCUCGUUUCUGUAGUGUUAUACAGGACUCAAGAAGUUCACUGUCAUGGACAGUUUUCCUUUUACGCUUUAUCUUAAUUAUGAAUUGAAACCCAAAAAGAGAAAUCGAGAGGCAGAGUGGAAUAUAACCUCAGAUUAGGAACAAAUAGUUUUUGGGGAUAUAUUUUAAUCAACAACCUUGGCCUUGGCUUUUACUGCCGUCUUCAGUCCCAAAGAGUGUUUAACUCUGAACAGUAUCUCCUCCCACCCAGCAGAACCGUCCAUGACUCCAUCACAAACAGAAAUAGCCCUUUAGGAAGACUAAUGCCUCGAUUUAGAUUAAUUUGGUAUUGCCAUUAACCUCUGCUGGCUACAUGAAGUAGGUUAAAAAGAUCUGCAAUCAGCUGGGAACUGAGAGGCCCAGAGGAGAAGAAGGCGGCUCGUGUUUAAAAGCCAAUGUCGCUUUAAUGUAACAGAACGCUGUUCAGAGCACCGUAAUUAGAGAUCAGUAAAACUGACAGGGUUGGCUGCCUUAUUCUCAGGGGAACAGAUCGGUUCUCAUAAUGUCCCAGUAAAUGUCUUCUGUUCAGGGUUUGGACAACUCCUGUGUAUGGUUUGGAUGCUAUGCUAACUCCUGACCAGUGUGUUUUUUUCUCACUGUGCCAUGCCUGGUUGACCGCUGUACCCCCUGUCUCUGUGGCAGCCUUAUUUAUAGCCCCGUUACCCGGCCGAGAGGCAGACUGAUUCCUCUGCAGAGCUCAUGCUGCCUUAAUGGCAUUUUCAUACACAGGGUUUUGCUCUCUCUUCCUGCACUUUAUUGGCCCAUGUGGAAGAGGCCAAUACAUUGAGGUGGCAUGCAAGAAUGUCAGGGCAGCGCAGAGGUCUGCAUAUGCAUGAGUGUGCAUGCAUGCACGUGCACGGUCGGUGUCCUGGGGACAGAUGGAUAUAGAACAAAAGGAAGCAGCGUUUUAUCUUUCAAAGGUGCUUUUGGCCUUUGAUUUCAUUCAAAGGGCUUUGUACGUCUGAUUCCACUUUGGUGGCCCAGGCUAGCUAGGUGUGUAACAGCCUGUGGUGGCCCAAGAACAGGCAGCUGUGUUGGGGUCCAACACUUACACUGUCGUAUACAUUUAUUUAUAUUUGCCCCAUAGAGCGGACAGGGAGGAGUAGGCAAGCAGUCGGCACACGGUCUAUUCUUCUAGCGCUGGACCAGACCAAUGGCGUUCCUGGUAGAAAAUAGAGAUCAAACGGUCAUUCUGUUCAAACUGCUCGACUCCUCAAAUGUUUAUCUUAUCUGACAAACAUGCCACAUUCCCAGCAAGCCCCCUGUCUGACAGCUUUAGAAUGAUGAUAAAGCGCUGGUAAUUAAAGCAGGCCAUUUCCACUGUGAUUUCAUGGGGAGAAGUUUUCCUCUUUUGUUCUCUACAGCAGCAGCUUGUAAUCACCACUGCUUAUUCCUCUGGGACUCGGCAUCAUAAUGAGCUGUUCCUGUCUCCUGGUUUUUAAACGGGAACGAUAUAUUUUUAAUCCCUCUUGGGAAACGGCUGGCUGCUCUGAUGCAAUGUGGAGUAAUAUGCGACGGACACAAAAUGGAGCGAAUCACAGUUUAGUGUUUAUGUGCUACAUGCCUUCUCAAAUCCCUUUUUAUUACGGCUGUUUAUAUCCGUGGAGAAAGCCAUUUGGAGGCUGUCUCUGAGCUUUGUCUGUAGUCUUGGGUAGAGAGGGUCAUUGUUGGUAGUGGCUGUGACGCUAUCCCCGAUUUCUCCUUAUCGCAGCUGAGCCUCCCUCUGCACAUACACACACACACACACGGCUGGGAUAAUGCCAGAUAAAGUAGUAGAUGAAUAACCCCCACUAACAUGCUCAUCCAGUGUUACAUAACAGGUACUUCUAUAUGCGUGUGUGCCAUGGUUGGCUGAACAUUGAAUGGGUCUGGGUCUAGGUCUGAGGCUGCUGCUGCGGCCGUGGUUGUGCUACGAAGGGAAGGCUGAUUAAAUUUAGCCAGCGACUCCCAGAGCUGACUGGAGCCGAGGGCAGCAUGGGUUAAUGGAUUUGCAGACAUUCAGGAAUGUAAAUUGGAGGAGAUAUAAUCCCCAAUCCUCUCGGAUUCACUCCGCUGCAUCGGCCUGUAAAACAAUGUUAUUGAAAAAGCCCCAGUCCGCGCUCUUUCAUUCCCUCCCCUCCACCUAUCUUGUUCCUGAUGGUGAAGUAUGAGGGGUUGGAGAGAGGGCAGAGCGUCUGACAUGGUCUCUCCACACACUGUCUCUGUCUAUGAUGGGGGAUUCAGCCAGGGAUUGGCCCUCUGCUUCCGUUGGAACAGCUUGAGAAGAGGAAGCGCAUACUCUAAACUCUUUGGGGUCAGAUUGGAACUGCUUUUCUGACCAGCUCUAGAGAUUCCUGAGGGUCUGUAGCCUAUACGUGACGGCCAUGAGAAGUGCUCAUUUUCGGUAACAUGGAUGUUAAUCAGAUGAUUAUAAAUGUGUGUUAUUUUUUCUCAGUUAAAGCCCUUGAUUGGCCGUUUAAACUCAUUGUUUUUUUAUUUUAAGUCAACCAUUUUGGUUGUAAUUACGCCUGUCUAGUAAAAUAUUCCAAUCAUAAUAGACAGUUUCAGCCUUAAUUAUGAUUUGCCUGUGGUUCUGAGGCACAUGAAAAGGCCCAUAAUUGAGGAAAGGGAGGAGGGAGGGGAACAGGCCAGGAGCAGGGAGGAGGGAGGCCUGGGUUAUAUUUCUCUGUGUCUGGGAGCUGACAGACAGAGUCUCUGCGCCAGAGAGGCUGUUAAGCCCAGCACCACCCUUCUCGCCUCUGUCUGAGAACCAGCCUCUGAAGAUAUAGCCUAGCCAUAGACCAGACGCCAGUGACCAGAGGAGCCAGCCCAACAGGCUUCUUCUUUCCCUCCCUCUGUCUCUGGAGGCUACAAAAAAAUGGGAGCAACAGGCUUAUUUUGGGCCCCUGGAAAAGGUUACAGGAUAACAUUGUCCAGUCUCAUUCUCCCCUCUCUUUCUCACUCCACCACAAAAAGAUAUCUCGCCCACCCAUCGGACGAGAGACCUCCCCCUCAUGCGCCACUCCACCCCUCCAACCCCUCGUCCCCCUUCAACCCCCUGGGCCUGCUAGCCAUUUGGCCCUGUGACCCCAGAGAAGGCAGUAAUUGCAGCCAUGUUGUUAAUGAAGCAGGUCAUUUGGAGCUGAUUGGGAGUUUGUUGUUUAAAGAGCUAGAGAGCUGGCACAGAUGUGCUAUGUAUCACACUCCCCUUCAGUCAGUCAGUCAAUCAAUCAAUCAAAUGUAUUUAUAAAGCUCUUUUUAUAUCAGCAGAUGUCACAAAUUGCUUAUACAGAACCUAGCUAGCCCAGUCCUCUACAGGUCUUAGCCAGACUGAACCCAGCACAUCAAACCUAGUCCAGACGUGGCUUCUACUCACGUUACACAUUGUACUCUUCUCCUAAACCUUAUACAAUGACCCCUAACCCUAAUAACAAUGGACUGGCAUAUCUGCUCUCUCUACAUGCAGGGCUAGUCAAAGUGUCAUUAAAGUAUCGCGUUUGGCCAUGCUGCCGUUUUAGUCCUGUUGUGACAAAGCUGUGUUGUAUUGUGGGUACUGACUGUGUUGUGUAGGCCUACUAACUGUAUUCUGAUGUGCAUGUGAGUCAGAAGGCUCCGAUUUCACUGUAAUUCAUUACUGCAUUGAAAGUAACCCUAACCCCAUUGGUUUCAGUAUGAAAAAUGUAUGCACUCACUAACUGUAAGUCGCUCUGGAUAAGAGCGUCUGCUAAAUGACUAAAAUGUAAAAAUGUAAAAUGUUCCCCUAUUUUCUAGUAACCCUAACCCCAUUGGCUCCCAUGUUGUCUGUCCUACAGCAGGAUGCUUAAUUCAAAAUGAGUAGCCAGUUAAUGAUGCUUAUCUUAAAGCACACUUUGCUGCACCAUACUACAACCAGUUCCUAUAAUGAUAUUGAUUGUAUAGAUUUGCAUCCAUUUUAAUUUGAUUAUGAAGUUUUGGUUUGAUGUCUGACUAAUUCUAGCUUCACCACAUCUAAUUUCAGGUUACUCCUCGUGGCCAAAUGAAGGUUAGUUAAAUUUAUGCAUUUUUAAAGUACUUAUGAAAUAGACAGUAAAUGUUAAUAAUACAAAAGCAUGUAUAUCCCACUCUGUCAUUAGGAAUGAGCAUUUAUAUAUUAAUAAUACUCUCUAACAUAAGAUGAAAAUGAAAUGUAAUACAAUGUAAUGAUUCACAACACAAACUUAAUUCAAACAUCUUAACUUAGGCCUAAUCAAAGCUCAUUUGACAUCAUUACAAUGCUUUAAACCAAUAAACCACAACAUCAUUACACUAGAUAACAAUGGUGACUGAGGUGAUGCAAACAUACCAUCUCUUUCUUUUCCCUCUGGUGUCUUUAAUGGCCACAGGAGGUCAGACCCUGCGUAACUCAAUAUUAGGAAGGUGUUACUAAUGGGUGUGCAUUACAAGGAUCACAGAUAAGGACAUAUACACUGAGUGUACCAAACAUUAGAAACACCUUCCUAAUAUUGAGUUGCACCACCUUUUGCCCUCAGAACAAAGCUUCCCACAGUUGUCAAGUUGGCUGUCCUUUGGGUGGUGGACCAUUCUUGAUACACAUGGGAAACUGUUGAAUGUGAAAAACCCAGCAGCGUUGCAGUUCUUGACACAAACCGGUGCACCUGGCACCUACUACCAUACCCCGAUCAAAGGCACUUACAUUUUUUGUCUUGCCCAUUCAUCCUCUGAAUGGCACAUAUACACAAUCCAUGUCUCAAUGCUUAAAAAUAAUUUUUAAACCUGUCUCCUCCCCUUCAUCUACACUGAUUAUGAAGUGGAUUUAACAAGUGUAAGGGAGCAUAGAGUUCACCUGGAUUCACCUGGUCAGUCUGUCAUGGAAAGAACAGGUGUUCUUAAUGUUUUGUAUACACUGUGUACAUUAUCAAUACUAUUAGUAUUCCACACACUAUGGACCUUCUAUUCCAGUGUAAAUCAUCCAUAUCAACAUACCUGCACCAAUAACACACUUGUAUUUAUACUAUUAUCUAGUGUGUGUUCCCAGUGCCCCAGCCCUCUGCCAUGUUGUGUUCUUUUUAUUUUUAAUUUUUUUGUCAUUUAACAGACGCUCUUAUCCAGAGCGACUUACAUGAGCAAUUAGGGUUAAGUGCCUUGCUCAAGGGCACAUCGACAGAUUUUUCACCUAGUCGGCUCGGGGAUUAGAACCAGCGACCUUUUGGUUACUGGCACAACGCUCUUAACCGCUAAGCUACCUGCCGCCCUAAAAUCCAGGGUUUACAUUUUAGUCAUUUAGCAGACGCUCUUAUCCAGAGCAACUUACAGUUAGUGGAUGCAGACGUGUGUGUGUGUAUAUAUAUGUAUAUAUAUAUGUAUAUAUAUAUAUAUAUAUAUAUAUAUAUAUAUAUAUAUAUAUAUAUAUAUAUAUAUAUAUAUAUAUAUAUAUAUAUAUAUAUAUAUUUGUUUUUUCUUCUUUAAAAAAAAAAAAAUGUCAUACUGGCCCCCUGUGGGAAAUGAACCCACAUCCCUUCCCGGCCAAAUCCUCCCCUACCUUGGACGACGCUGGACCAAUUGUGCGCCGCCCAUGGGUCUCCGGGUCGCGGCCGGCUGCGAUAGAGCCUGGACUCGAACCAGAAUCUCUAGUGGCACAGCCACUCGGGAGUGGCGCCACUACAUCACGUUAUGUAACGUGAUGUAGCUAUGUAGGCAGGCAAGCAGGCAAAUACAUGCAGAUGUAUAGCUGGCUAGUGAGAGCACAGUUAUACUGGUCCAUCCAUAGUGCACCGGUCGCACUCCUUUAUCAUUUAUGAGAAACACUGGAACAUGCUGCAGACAAUGGGAAUUGUUCCGCACGUUAACACACAGGGAGAGAGGGAGAGGAGGAGAGGAAGGAAAGGGAGUGACUGAGGAAGAAAGCUUUUAUGACAUUUUCUGGGGUGCUGUGAUUUUACAGUACUGGUGUUUUCCAGCACACAAUCUAUCAGACGGCUGCAGUAGUUCUCUCCUCACAUGAUAACUGCUCGGUAGGUUCACGUUGGUUUUAUCUCUCUCUCCUCUCUCUCUCUCUCUCUCUCUCUCUCUCUCUCUCCUCUCUCUCUCUCUCUCUCUCUCUCUCUCUCUCUCUCCCUCUCUCUCUCUCUCUCUCUCUCUCUCUCCUCUCUCUCUCUCUCUCUCUCUCUCUCUCUCUCUCUCUCUCUCUCUCUCUCCCCUCCCCCCCCAGGUUCGUCAGCGUUGCCCAGUAACAUGGCGUACUUUGGGAGCUCUCAGGAUGAAGAUGAGCUGGAUGAUGAUGAAGAGGAGUACGAGGACGUGAAGCCAGACAUCAGCGUGGCGUCUACUUCCUGUCAGUCCACGCCCAGGAAGGGCAAACCCCCAGGGAAACACGCCGUCAAUGGCCACGGUACGACAACUUCGUCUUACCUACAGUGGGGGAAAAAAGUAUUUAGUCAGCCACCAAUUGUGCAAGUUCUCCCACCUAAAAAGAUGAGAGAGGCCUGUAAUUUUCAUCAUAGGUACACGUCAACUAUGACAGACAAAAUGAGGAAAAAAAAUCCAGAAAAUCACAUUGUAGGAUUUUUUAAUGAAUUUAUUUGCAAAUUAUGGUGGAAAAUAAGUAUUUGGUCAAUAACAAAAGUUUCUCAAUACUUUGUUAUAUACCCUUUGUUGGCAAUGACACAGGUCAAACAUUUUCUGUAAGUCUUCACAAGGUUUUCACACAUCAUUGUCAUGCUGAAAGACCCAGCCACGUUUCAUCUUCAAUGCCCUUGCUGAUGGAAGGAGGUUUUCACUCAAAAUCUCACGAUACAUGGCCCCAUUCAUUCUUUCCUUUACAUGGAUCAGUCGUCCUGGUCCCUUUGCAGAAAAACAGCCCCAAAGCAUGAUGUUUCCACCCCCAUGCUUCACAGUAGGUAUGGUGUUCUUUGGAUGCAACUCAGCAUUCUUUGUCCUCCAAACACGACGAGUUGAGUUUUUACCAAAAAGUUAUAUUUUGGUUUCAUCUGACCAUAUGACAUUCUCCCAAUCCUCUUCUGGAUCAUCCAAAUAAACUCUAGCAAACUUCAGACGGGCCUGGACAUGUACUGGCUUAAGCAGGGGGACACGUCUGGCACUGCAGGAUUUGAGUCCCUGGCGGUGUAGUGUGUUAUUGAUGGUAGGCUUUGUUACUUUGGUCCCAGCUCUCUGCAGGUCAUUCACUAGGUCCCCCCGUGUGGUUCUGGGAUUUUUGCUCACCGUUCUUGUGAUCAUUUUGACCCCACGGGGUGAGAUCUUGCGUGGAGCCCCAGAUCGAGGGAGAUUAUUAGUGGUCUUGUAUGUCUUCCAUUUCCUAAUAAUUGCUCCCACAGUUGAUUUCUUCAAACCAAGCUGCUUACCUAUUGCAGAUUCAGUCUUCCCAGCCUGGUGCAGGUCUACAAUUUUGUUUCUGGUGUCCUUUGACAGCUCUUUGGUCUUGGCCAUAGUGGAGUUUGGAGAGUGACUGUUUGAGGUUGUGGACAGGUGUCUUUUAUACUGAUAACAAGUUCAAACAGGUGCCAUUAAUACAGGUAACGAGUGGAGGACAGAGGAGCCUCUUAAAGAAGAAGUUACAAGUCUGUGAGAGCCAGAAAUCUUGCUUGUUUGUAGGUGACCAAAUACUUAUUUUCCACCAUCAUUUGCAAAUAAAUUCAUUAAAUAUCCUACAAUGUGAUUUUCUGGAGAAAAAAAAUCCCAUUUUGUCUGUCAUAGUUGACAUGUACUUAUAAUGAAAAUUACAGGCCUCUCAUCUUUUUAAGUGGGAGAACUUGCACAAUUGGUGGCUGACUAAAUACUUUUUUCCCCCACUGUACCUAACCUUAACCCCAACAGUAAGAAACUGUUCUCUCUCAUAGUGCCAACUCCCUUCAUUUCCAUAGAGCUCUGUACAUACAGCACAGUACCACACCUUAGACAGUUCAUACACACUGACCAAUCACAACAGAUAUUUAACACUGACCAAUCACGGUUGAGGGCCGAAGUGGAACGGGUGGAAUGGUUCCAAUGGACCUAAUGCGCACAAGAGACCCACAUGGUUAGAGCUGUCUGCAGCCGAGCAUGGCUGAGUGAGUGAGUGAGUGAGUGAGUGAGUGAGUGAGUGAGUGAGUGAGUGAGUGAGUGAGUGAGUGAGUGAGUGAGUGAGUGAGUGAGUGAGUGAGUGAGUGAGUGAGUCCAAUUAACACUAGGAGUGAACAGAGGUAACAAGGUGUUUAUGCAUUCAGCUCACAGCUAGCCGGGGAGGAGGCCAACAGGGAUGGAAAACAAGGAGAACACAGCCCCGCCGCUUACACACACACACUUUACCAUAGUAGCGUGGCAAUAGCCAUAUUUACCAAAGUAGCCUGUCCUAUGGCAGCGCACUUGCUCUCCCUCAGUACAGUGUUAGGCCUGGACUGUAAGUACCUUUAGAAGCCUGUCUCCCAGUACAGUAUUAGACCUGGCCAGUACAGUAAACUAUAAGGCCGUGUGUCAGAUGUGACACUUUAAAAUGCAGCGUGGGCAGGACUCCAGUAGUUUAUAUUAGCUGCAGGGCACAGAGAGAGAGAGAAAAACCACAGAGCUCUGCUUUCAUUACCCUGCACCUCACUAACCCCAGCCAUGUUUACAUUUCUAAAUUAAACACCUUUUAUUGAGUUCAGUUCCCCGGUAGCUUUUCAAAACGCCAGCCUUUCAGCAAGGGACUUUGGGGAUGGACCAUGUCGUUUUAUAAACGCCAGCACCUGUUGAUAUUAAAACGCUGUAAAAAUAAAGUGAACCUCAUCAAAUAUAAAGAUAACUGUUGAAUAUGUGUUAAUUGAAUGGUUUGGACAGUUUAAUAUCAGUGUUUCUGCUCUAGUCUGAGGUUAGCAGGGCUGUAGUCUGGUGCUUGACCAAUAUAAUGUUCCCCAUAAGUCACUGUACAAGACUGGAGAAAAUAUUUAAUUGACAUUUAUAAAUUCUUGUUGAGGUUUUCAUAUACAGUGCCUUCAGAAAGUAUUCACACCCCUUGACUUUUUCCACAUUUUGUGUUACAGCCUGAAUUAAAAUGUGAUUAAAUAGAGAUUUUUUGGGUCACUGGACUACACACAAUACCCCAUAAUGUCAAAGUGGAAUUAUGUUUUUCGAAAUAUUUACACAUUCAUUAGAAAUGAAAAGCUUAAAUGUCUUGAGUCAAUAAGUAUUCAACCCCUUUGUUAUGGCAAGCCUAAAUAAGUUCAGGAGGAAAAAUGUGCUUAACAAGUCACAAGUUGCAUGGACUCACUUUGUGUGCAAUGUGUUUAACAUAAUUUUUGAAUGACUACCUCAUCUCUGUACCGCCCUGAGAUUGGAAGGUUGGGAGUUAAAUCCUUGGCCGAGUCAUACCAAAGACUGUAAAAAUGGGACCUGAUGCAUCUCUGCUUGACACUCAGCAUUAAGGAGAUUGAUUGGGGGUAAGGCCCUGCGAUAGACUAGUGUCCUGUCCAGGGGGUGUACUUGUAUACUGAACAAAAAUAUAAACGCAUGUAAAGUGUUGGUCCCAUGUUUCAUGAGCUGAAAUUUAAGAUCCCAGAAAUGUUUGAGGCACAAAAAGCUUAUUUCGCUCAAAUGUUGUACACAAAUGUGUUAACAUCCCUGUUAGUGAGCAUUUUAUCAUUUGUCAAGAUAAUCCAUCCACCUGACAGGUGUGGCAUAUCAAGAAGCUGAUUAAACAGUGUGAUCAUUACACAGAUGUACCUUGUGCUGGGGACAAUAAAAGGCAACUCUAAAAUGUGCAGUUUUGUAACACAACACAAUGCCACAGAUGUCGACAAGUUUUGAGGGAGCGUGCAAUUGGCAUGCUGACUGCAGGAAUGUCCAACAGAGCUGUUGCCAGAUUUGAAUGUUAAUUUCUGUACCAUAAGCCGCCUCCAACGUCGUUUUAGAGAAUUUGGCAGUACAUCCAACCAGCCUCACAACCGCAGGCUACGUGUAACCACACCAGCCCAGGACCUCCACAUCCGGCUUCUUCACCGGCGGGAUCGUUUGAGGGGGAGGGGGAGGGGUGGUGCUGAGGAGUAUUUCUGUCUGUAAUAAAGCCCUUUUGUGGGGAAAAACUCCAUUCUGAUUGGCUGGUUCAGGCUCCCCAGUGGGUGGGCCUGGCUCCCACUGGCCAGGCCCCCACCCAUGGCUGCGCCCCUUCCUGGUCGUGAAAUCCAUAGAUUAGGGCCUAAUGAAUUUAUGUCAAUUGACUGAUUUCCUCAUAUGAACUGUAACUCAGCAACAUCUUUGAAAUUGUUGCAUAAUGCAUUUUUAUAUUUUUGUUCAGUAUACAUCAAGCUGCUUCAUGCUACAGAAACAGGAGAUAGGCUCCUGCUCCUAUGAGCUGUUUCAGCUCGCACAAGCCAAUGCUCAUGCAAGGCUACUUACCUCAUCUCUGUACCCCACAUAUACAAUUAUCUGUAAGGUCCCUCAGUCGAGCAAUGAAUUUCAAACAGAUUAUUUUUUCCAAUGCCUGCAUUGUUGGUUAAGGGCUUGUAAGUAAGCAUUUCACCGUAAGGUCUACACCUGUUGUAUUCGGCGCAUGUGACAAAUAAAAUUUGAUUUGAAAUGGGUAAAAAUAUAAAAAGCAGAAAUUGAAUAUUCCUUUGAGCAUGGUGACGUUAUUAAUUACACUUUGGAUGGUGUAUCAAUACACCCAGUCACUACAAAGAUACAGGUGUCCUUCCUAACUCAGUUGCCGUAGAGGAAGGAAACCACUCAGGGAUUUCACCAUGAGGCCAACGAUGACUUUAAAACAGUUGCAGAGUUUAAUGGCUGUGAUAGGAGAAAACUGAGGAUGGAGCAACAACAUUGGAGUUACUCCACAAUACUAACCUAAUUUGACAGAGUGAAAAGAAGGAAGCCUGUACAGAAUACAAAUAUUUAAAUACAUGCAUUUUGUUUGCAUCAAGGCACUAAAGUAAUAAUGCAAAAAAUGUAGCAAAGCAAUUCACUUUUGUCCUGAAUACAACGAAACACAUACUUAUGUAAAUGAGAGAUUUAUUUAUUUCAUUUUCAAGAAAUUUGCAAAAAAUUCUAAAAACAUGUUAAUUAUGUGUGUAAAUAGGUAAGAAAAAAACAUCUGUUUAAUCCAUUUUCAAUUCGGGCCGUAACACAGAAGCAUCCUUCUACACAGACCUGAGAUAAUCAUUUCUCUACUUUUGGUCCGGUCUUCAACCUUCUAAACUGAUCUAAGAUCAUCUUUUCUCUCCUGUUGGUUCAGUGUUGAACGGCCACAGCAAGACGCCCCGGGACAGCCCCAAGCCAAGAGGGAAGGAGUGGGUGCAGGUGAGGGAGCGCAGUGAGAGGGCGGAGGCCCGGAGGGAGCAGGCCCUCAGCCAGCCAGAGGCCACAGCCAGGGGCCACACCUUACCCAGAGGCCUCACUACCAAUGGACUGCCCCACAGGAGGGUUGCAGAGGAGCCCCACAAGCAGGUACUGCAUCAUACUUCAUCUAUACCUGAACAGUAUGCUUGGUUGAUUCGGCUAAUAUGUCACUCUCUAUAAUGGUCCUAAAGAUGGCUGACCAGCAUGCCUCAGUAACCACCAGGCGAGUUAUUAAAGAGCAGACAUUAUCAUCAUUAGACGAGCAGUAAUGUGUGACGAUGAUAAAAUAUUACAUAUUAUUAAUAGAGUAACGUAACAGUAGCAUGCUCAGUGUUGUGUGAAAUCCCUGAGCUUCUUUCCUCUCCUCUCCUCCCUUUGUCUCUGUGUAAUGAUUGCGUUUCAGUCUGCUACUAUAUUUACUACUGAAGCUGGGCUGAGAAAGCUGCCUUCCUGUCCAAGACGUUCAGUGGGUUUAAACAGUGGUGGAAAAAAUAUAUAAUUGUCAUACCCAAUUGUCAUACUUGAGUAAAAGUAAAGAUACCUUUUUAAAGAAAAUGACUCAAGUAAAAUUGAAAGUCACCCAGUAAACUACUACUUGAGUAAAAGUAUUUGGUUUUAAAUAUACUCAAGAAUCAAAAGUAAAUUUAAUUGACAAAAUAUACUUAAGUAUCAAAAGUAAAAGUAUAAAUCAUUUCAAAGUCCUUCUAUUAAGCAAACCAGACGGCAUCAUUUGUAUUAUAUAUUUACAAACAAAGCAUGUGUUUAGUGAGUCCACCAGAUAAGAGGCUGUAGGAAUGACCAGGGAUGUUCUCUUUAUAAGUGUGUGAAUUAGACCAUUUGUAUUGUCCUGCUAAGCAUUCAAAAUGUAAUGAGUACUUUUGGGUGUCAGGGAAAAUGUAUGGAGUAAAAAGUACAUAAUUUUCUUUAGGAAUGUAGUGAAGUAAAAAAUAUAAAUAGUCAAGUACAGAUACCCAAAAAAACUACUUAAGUAGUACUUUCAAGUAUUUUUACUUAAUACUUUACAUCACUGGGUUUAAAGGAGCUCUGCUAAGGAGGAGAGGAGGAGGGGAUGACUAGAGUAACUUUGGCCCAGUUUAAAAUGCACAUUGUGCUUCUACAUGAGCUAAUCAGAGGGGAGCACUGGGGGCUUUGCCUCUCGUCAGAGAGCGCAACAUCUAGACCAGCAGCUCGGCUACCCCAGACGGCCGGCAGACCAGGGCCAUGCUGUCUCAGGUUGAUGCCGGCCCUGUCGGUUUUAAGUGCCGACAACUGACUGAUUAAGGAACAAUGAAUCUCAAUGAGCAGGGCAGAGCCAAGACGUACUACGUUGAAGUUAUUGGCCUUUGUUCUAUCCCUCUGCCUUCUCUCUGCUUUCUCUCUUCCCCCUCUCCACUUUCUCUUUCUCCCUCUCUCUCUUUACCUCUGUUCAUGUGUUGUACUGGCAGAUUUACCAUCCUUGGCAACAGAGCUCCAAUCAUUUUGAGGUAUUCUAGUUUUUUGAUAUUAACUGUGAGAGUGCAGCAGCAGGCCGAUGUCCAAUCCCCUGGCCGAUAGCAACGCGAUCAUGAUCCCUCGUCUGUGGAAGGGAAUCAGCCAUAGGUCAAAUGAUUGUUAUCAUACAAGAACCCAAUGGGCCUGUUGUACAGCAUCUAGUUAGAGCAAGCCAGAGUAAUGAUAUUCUGUGAAAUCCGAACUGAGGGAUCUUAUUUGCUCGGGAAUAUUAAACUGCUGCUCCGGUCUCCUGUUGACCUUUCUGUCUCGGUUUAAAAGUCAGUAUGCUGAAGACUAUUCAUGUAGACAGAUCUCUAAGGCCACAUCUUUUCAGCGAUCACAUUGAUGUGCUUGUUUUUAUGUACUUUUGAGUGCUACAUUGUUUUGUGUGUUUUUUUGGUGGAUCGGUGUCAAAUCAAAUGUUAUUUGUCACAUGCACCGAAUACAACAGGUGUAGACCUAACCGUGAAAUGCUUACUUACAAGCCCCUAAACAACAAUGCAGUUCAAGAAAGAGUUAAGAAAAGAUUUACUAAAUAAACUAUUAAAUUAAAUGUAAAUUAAAAAGUAACACAGUAAAAUAAUAAUAACGAGGCUAUAUCUAUAGGGGGUACCGGUACCGAGUCAAUGUGCGGGGGUACAGGUUAGUUGAGGUAAUAUGUACAUGUAGGUAGGGGUAAAGUGAUGCAUAGAUAAUAAACAGCGAGUAGCAACAGUGUAAAAACAAAGGGAGGGUGUCAAUGUAAAUAGUCCGGGUGGCCAUUUGAUUAAUUGUUCAGCAGUCUUAUGGCUUGGGGGUAGAAGCUGUUAAGGAGCCUUUUGGUUCUAGACUUGGCGCUCCGUUACUGCUUGCCGUGCGGUAGCAGAGAGAACCGUCUAUGACUUGGGUGACUGGAGUCUUUGACCAUUUUUUGGGCCUUCCUCUGACACUGCCUAGAAUAUAGGUCCUGGAUGGCAGGAAGCUUGGCCCCAGUGAUGUACUGGGCCAUACGCACUACCCUCUGUAGCGUCUUACGGUCAGAUGCCGAGCAAUUGCCAUACCAGGCGGUGAUGCAAUCGGUCAGGAUGCUCUCGAUGGUGCAGCUAUAUAACUUUAUGAGGAUCUGGGGACCCAUGCCAAAUCUUUUCAGUCUCUUGAGGGGGAAAAGGUGUUGUUGUGCCCUCUUCACGACUGUCUUGGUGUGUUUGGACCAUGAUAGUUCGUUGGUGAUGUGGACACCAAGGAACUUGAAACUCUCGUGUCUGCUUCUCUAUGCACUGGAAGAGUUACGGUUCCUCUUCCUGAUCCAGUCUCUUCCUAUUGGUUGCUGAGCUGUAGAUCUCUUCCUAUGGGCCGCUGAGCUGCAGAUGUUCCGUGUUAAUCUUCCUGCCAUCCUGCAGAUGGGCUAUAGCAACACAUGAUGUCAUCCUGGGCCAUCCCCCGCCACCACCCUCCUCUCUUCCCACUCACAUGUGACCAAAAUCCACUUCAAGGAGUUGGCUGUGGUUCCUAUAAUGAUUUUUUCCCCCUUUGUUCCCACCAGUCUUUUGGUGCUUUCUACAGGGGCCUUCUCAUGCUCCACAGGGCUGGGAUGUAGUCUUCUCUCUCUCUCUCCUCUCUGUCUCAGACCAGAUUAUUACAGUGCAAGGCCGCUGCUCACGUGCACACCAACCCUUGAGAGAGAGUUGUGAAGCAGAGUAGAGCCAGUGAGCUCUCUAGUGGUGAAACUAAACUAGACAUCCACCACCCAGCCCGCUGUGCCUUUGUCAGCAUAUCUGUUCGGUCACAGUUGGCUGACUGGCUUUCUGUUUCUGUUCUUUUGGUCGUGGAGGCAAAAUGGAUGAGUUUGACCCUUAAGCAAGGUGUUUAAGUUCUGCAGACAGAAGUCUUGAGAAUUUGAUGUAGUCUUUGGUUAUAACCCUAUCCCUCAAGAGUUGAGAAUAGGAUGUAUUUGUUGAAUCGUGGCAUCGUGCUGCUUUGAGACCCUGUGUUUAGCCACUCUGCUAUCCAUCACUCUGGCCUGCUGGGGCGACAGGGUUUGCCAUCUCUCUCUCACGCUCUCUCUCUCAUGCUCUCUUCCUCCUCUCUUCCCGCUCUCCUCUCAAUUUCAAUUUAAGGCCUCUCUCUCUGUCCUUCUCUGUAUUUUUCCACUUGGAGGGGAGCAGGAUUGAUGAAGGGGGUCACAUUUCACUCCCCUUAUCUUUUAAUAGCCUCUCUUUGUGUUGGCUGCACCUGAUAGAAGCAGGGCUGCAGCUGUAUUGUAUUCCUAACGCAGAGGCGUUCAGGGGGCAGCGGAGGGAAAGGAGAGAGGGAGACAACUCUGCUUCUUCCGCUGGUGGGUCUGGAUGGCUUUAUUCCCCCAGCUGCUGUUAGCCAAUGAGGUCCCCGAUGUAACCUAAGCUACCCACAAUCAGAGGUCACAUGUUCAGCAGGGGUUCUCAGAUCUGCAGGGGGAAAAAGCCUUUUAUUUGAGGCAUUAAAGGCAAAUUAAAGAGCUUAAGGAAACCAUACCAAAUUAAACUGGCUUUAUGUGCUGGGAUAGAGUUUCAAGUAGUAACCUUUUUUUAUGUAGUGUUUUCUACAUACAGCAGUUGGCUCUGAAAUGAAAGCCUCACUCUCCAUAUUAGGGCCGGGAUGGCUUUUUUCAGCUGUUGUUGAAGCUGACAUUGUUCAGUUUUUUUGCCCUGUGAGAAGAGUGUUUGUCUAUAACAGCAGAUUUGAAAGUACAGCAACCCUGUAUAGGCUUCAAUGAAUAGCAGCAGUAUUUUAUGUUUGCUACGAGUUUUUACUUCUUCAAUGUGAAGCCACAGCUCCAGAGAGAGUGUGUGUGUGUUAGAACACAGAACCACUGCACAGAAUGUUUAUGAACAAAUCUUUCUGAUCUCUUGCGCUCUCUCGUUUCUCUCCUCGUCUCUCAUCUCGUUCCUCUCUCUCUCAUCGCUCGAUAAGUCUCUGCGAUAGAUCUAGUAGAGAUCAUAGAGAUAUGCUGCGGGAUCUGCUAGCUCUCUGAGAUCAUCUCUCUCUAGCGAUCUCUCUCAGUCUCUCUCCUCUCUCCCUCUCUCUCUCUCUCUCUCAUCUCGCUCUCUCUCUCCUGCUCUCUCCUCUCUCUCUCCAGCUCUCUCUCUCCUCUCUCUCUCUCUCUCUCUCUCUCUCUCUCUCUCUCUCUCUCUCUCUCUCUCUCAGGUCUUUAAAGUGAACGGAGUAACACGGGCGUCCCAGCCAGGCGUGCACACGGCCGGUGCCAAAAAAACUAAAGACUUCAGACUGCCGUCCAAAACUGUGAAGGGCCACGUCACAUACACCAAAGCAAAACGAGAACUGGUCAAGAAAACCAAACUGAACCACCGCAAACACAGCACUGCUGCUGCCCAUAGAGCCCAUAGCAACAAUCACCACCACCUCCAGCGCCACCAGCGACUCCCCCUCGCCAACUCAGGAAAAGCCCAGAAUAGCAAAGCAAAAACACGCAAACAGGUGCUAUUAUCCAAUGGGGUGCACAAGGUGGCCAACGAGGACGGAGUGCGCCUCAACGGCCGGCUAAAUGGUCGUCUCUGUGCCAAGCUGGAGGUGGGCAGGCAGGGGCGUGAGGGGCUGAGGAACUCCAAGCGGAGGCUGGAGGUGGCGGCAGCGGCCAUCGGCGCGGUGGCUGACUCCCAGGGUAAGCUGGUCGUCCUGGAAACUAACCCCAACCCUAAGAAGACAAAACAGCCCCAGAGCAGCCUUCUGGACGGUAAGACCAAGCACCAGACCAGCCCUCUGGAGACACGCAGUAAGAAAGCCUGUCAGGACAAGACCUUGGUCCCCAACGGACACAUCGUCAUGGAAACCACCCCUCCCCCGACCCUGCUAGCCCCACCCCCUCCCCCGACUCCUCCCUCUACACCACCAGCCAAUCCAGAACCAGAGCGUCAGCGGCCCAAGCGGGCGUCAGCCGGCAAGCUGAUGUUCAUCAGACAAGCACAGCAGAGGGCGCAGGCUGCCUCUAACCCUAACCACAACCACAACCGCUCAACUACCUCAGAAUCCCCUGGCCACACUCCCGGACAUAUCCCUCACAAACCAGCAGAGCCCCGGCCUGAUAGGGAGUGGGAGAGAGAGCGGGAUAAAGAGAGGGCAGAGAGGAGCAGGGCGAGCUGGGCGGCGUUAGGUGAGGCGCCAGUGUUCUCUCCCACCCAGCGAGAGUUCCAGGACCCCCUGGUGUACCUGGACUCUGUGCGGGAGGGAGCGGAGCCCUGUGGACUUUGUCGGGUGGUUCCCCCGGCUGACUGGCGCCCAGAGUGCAAACUAAACGAUGAGAUGCGCUUUGUGACCCAGGUGCAGCGCAUCCACAAGCUGGGCCGUCGCUGGGGACCCAACGUACAGAGGCUAGCCUGCAUCAAGAAGCACCUCAAAUCUCAGGGCAUCACAAUGGAAGACCCCCCGCUCAUCGGUGAGUCUAACUCAUAGACUGUCUCUACUUUACCAGCAAUAACCCAAUCCCCCUGUUCAUAGGUUAGUCUCAAACAUUCAGACACACUUACAUAGGCUGGACAAAUGUCGCAAAACAAACCUCUUUAGCAAACAUUGGGUCUUGAAUGUAUUGACAAUCCAAUAAAACGUUUGUUGCGUUCCACCAACCGUAUCUUGUAUUUAUACUGUAGAUUUCAAUAACAAUAUUCAGAUGUAGCUAUAUGUCUGUGAGGCAGUAAAACAAUAUUCCCAGCAGCUUGUCUGCCUCCUUAGAUUUCUCACUCAGCAGCUUGAUGUGGUUUUUAAACAGCCUCUCACCUUCAGACUCCCUUGGCCUGUUUCAGAGCCCAGUCAGUGUAUCUGACUGAAAUAUAUGUUUGAGUCUGUAUGAGAAUGCGGCCGAUUGUAAUGCUAUCAUUACUGUAGAAGUGUUAAACUCAUGGCCAUUGACCCUCACCCAUAUCUCUCUCCCCAGGCGGCUGUGAGGUGGACCUGGCUCGGUUCUUCCAGCUGAUUAAUGACAUGGGCGGCAUGCAGCAGGUGAUGGACCUGAAGAAGUGGAGUAAACUGGCUGAUCUGCUGCGGAUCCCCAAGUCAGCCCAGGACCGGCUGGCCAAGCUGCAGGAGUCCUACCUCCAGUACCUGCUGUCUUAUGACUCUCUGACCCCCGAGGAGCACCGGCGCCUGGAGAGGGAGGUGCUGCAGGAGAAGGAGGGCCUGGAGCGCCGCAGGGGGCCCCUGGAAGGCCACACAGAGAGGAGCCUGGCCCUGCCGCGCUACGAGCCCAAGAACGGGCUGGCCGGCAGUCUGGUGCAGCGCAGCAACGGUCAGCUGUGCAGCCGGCUGAAGGAGCUGGACAGUCAGCAGCUGAAGGUGGGACGCCGGAGGCUGUUCGCUCAGGAAAAGAAGAAUGGGGACAAGACACAGCAGGAGGAAGAGGAGGAGGAUGAGGAUAUGGAGAAAGGCGUUCUCAGUGACCAGCACAAGUGUAUUUACAAGGUGAAGCCCGGGCGACAACUUUGCACAUCCCUUUUUAAAUCAGUGUUUUUGUUCAUUCCUCUCAUGCCCUGUUCAUGCUACAGGAGGAAGGGAAACAUGGUAUCUAGAUCCAGUCCUGCCUGCUCUGUUCUGUUGUUGUAGCUGAUGGAAUGUAGGUCAGUGCUGCGCUGGUUGAAAUGGAGCCUCAGACAGCAGGCCUCUGCCUCUCUACUCCACAUCACUCUGCCCUGCCUCUCUCUGUGUUACCCCUGCCCACACACCCACACACAAUAGCUUCCUGACCCAGACGUUCCCCUUGGUGCCCUUCUCAUGGAAGAGUGUGAUGAUGUGCAUGUAGUUUCUAACCCUAGCCCUCUCCUUCCUCAACCUGCUGUGUGUCUAUGAUCUCAUGACAUCUCAAACACCGUUCUGGUCUGGAUUCCAUUUCAAUCUUUUCCCUCCUCCUUUUUGUAACCAAGUCCCCAACACAAGCAGACCCAUAAGAUGUGAGAUCAGUACAGUUACAGUAACCCAGUUCUUACAGAGAGGAGAUGUGAGCGGGGUCUUAAAUCCAGGGACAGUACAGGCAGAUUUUAUAGACGCCAUCAAGGCCCCUCCAAUCUGAGUAGGCAUCCCAGGGAAGGUUCAUAUUAACUAGUCAUGCUCAGAAACGUUCGACACAGACAUGGAGCUGCAGAGACUUGCAUACAGUACACUCAGGUCAUGCAGUCUUUCAUUUUUCAUUGCAGAAGUAUGCCCUGGUGUAUGGCUAUAUGUUUCUCUUCAAGGCUCGUCUAUAGGACAGUAUUUGCUGUUUGAUGUUAGCUGUACUAUGUGGCUUCUGUUGUGUUGCAGGGGAAAUCUGUAUCUCUCACCAACUUCUUUAGGAUAGCCAGGAACACCAUGACCAUGUGCUUUAACAAAGAGCCCGGGGCUGCUGAGGUCGAGGUAAGAAUGGAACCAGUCUCAAUCCCUACUGGCCUUAUGUAGGGGUCAGCGCACUACUGUAGCAUACUAUUGACCUCCGGCUCCAUUUAUUAGUCACUACUUAAAUCUUUUUUUUAGUAUGCACAUUUAUUGAUAACUGCUCACUUCUCCUUUUUCUCUUCCUUUACAGCAAGAAUACUGGAGGAUAGUGGAGCAGAGGCACUGUCAUGUGGCAGUGCAUUAUGGGAAAGUGGACACCAACACACACGGAAGUGGCUUCCCCGUGGGAAAGUCAGAGCCAUUUUCUAAGUAAGAAGACCCAAUGUCAUCACACCCUAAAAAUUACCAUGGAGUCGACCCUAUAUGGUCCAGCUUUAAAUUACUUUCAGCUUAUAAAGACUUCCUAAGCACUACAUCAAUGUUUUAAGUAUGUCAUGCUUUAUAAAGGGUUAAUAAAUGUGGCAUAACUGUGACAUAAUGACCAAUGUCAUUUAUGACAUAACCCACUAUGUCAAAUAUGAUACAGCAUGACAGGGUUAAAAAUGCUUUGAAGCCUCAAUUUAAUAUGAUUUAUAAGGCCUUUAUUAAGAGGUGCGUAUGCCAUAUAGUGGGUUAUGUCACAUUUGACAUUGGCGGUUAUGUCACACAGUUAUGCCACAUUUAUGAACCCUUUAUAAAGCAUGACAUACGGUUAUAGAUUUGUAACACAUUUAUGUAGUGUUUAUGACGGCUUUAUGAAGCUUUUAUAAGCUGCACGUCAUUUAAAGCGGGACCAACAAUAUCUCUUGACUGGCCACUGUGGAAUGACUGUGUCCUUUCUCUAACCCUUUCAAUGACUGUUCACUCUCCCUUUCAGACAUGGAUGGAACCUCACUGUCCUCCCAAAUAACUCUGGAUCCAUUCUGCGGCAUCUUGGAGCUGUGCCCGGUGAGAUUUCUACCUUAACCCCUCAUCCUCACUCUAACCCCUAACCCUCACCCCUGAUCCUCACCCCCUCUCUCACACUAACCUUCACCCCUGAGGCACAUGUCUCUCUGCUGGAGACAAUGGGAAGAUCUCAAUUGCAUACUCCUCUCGUCUCCUUCUCAAAACCCAUUGGAUGAGAAAGCCAGAGGUCCCUCCCCUGUGACCUUUUCCUCCAAUGGGUUUUGAGAAAGAGAUGAGCAGAGAGGACGCGAGGAGUAGGCAAUUGAGAUCUUCCCAUUGUGAUGCCUGUUGUGGCGUCUGCGGUUUUAAAACUGACUUCUCUGUCUCUCUCCGUAGGAGUGACCAUUCCCUGGCUGAACAUUGGCAUGGUCUUUUCUACCUCAUGCUGGUCUCGAGACCAAAACCGCCUUCCAUACAUUGAUUACUUACACACUGGUGCUGACUGCAUUUGGUAAGUAUCCCAACAUGACCACCUCUGGCUCUCUCUUCCUCCUCACAGGUAGAUGUGUACAGUACAAGGACAUUACAAAGAUAUGUGGUUUUUCUAAGGUGAAUACGUGGAAUACGUGAUAUAAAACAUGACAAAGCCCUGUCAUUGAUAACACCCAUCUCGGAUCAGGCUUGUAAUUAGCUGAUCAAAUUCCACCUUCCUUGAACAUGCCAGUCUUUUGGAAAUAUUAUGUAUUUAUGCCAAAGUGUCUCUCAUUAAAGCUACAUUUACUUACAACAAGAAACGACUGGGUGGCAGCGAAAGCCACAGACAUUAGUGUUUUGUAUUGACCUGUUAUGGAGGCAAUGUUUAUUCUCUUUGCAUUAGCCCAACUUGAAUGUGAUGGUAAUGAAGGGGGUUGAGAAAGGGCAUUGGCUGUGGACAUCCACCAGCCCAACCCCUCCCUCCUUCCCCAUGUGUGCUACCUGCCCAUUGGUGGUGACACAGGUGAGUAGCAAUGUGCUAGGAGGUUCCUGAGAUGAAGGCAAGUCAUAAUCAACAUCAUUGACUGUCUGCUCUCUUGAAGUAUGAAUGUUCCCCUCAUCUUUUCAUGGUGUGUCUCCAUGUCCUAGAGUAGGGGUUCCCAAACAUUUUGCAGGUUUAAAGCAUAUUUCCUGCAAUUCUACACAUUUUGUCAUGGGGUGCAAAGAAAAUGUUGCAAUUUUAAAGCACAUUUCCUUGCAAUUAUAUACAUUUUGCCAUGUCUAAUGUUUAUUCUUGUGAUAUUUGAGUGACAAAAAAAUUACAACAAUAUCUAUGGGCUACAAAACCUAAGUAAAAAAACUGACAACGUUGCUGACAGGUGUAUAAAAUCGAGCACACUGCCAUGCAAUCUCCAUAGACAAACAUUGGCAGUAGAAUGGCUUUACUGAAGAGCUCAGUGACUUUCAACGGGGCACCGUCAUAUGAUGCCACCUUUACAACAAGUCAGUUAGACUUGUUAGAGCUGCCUCGGUCAACUGUAAGUGCUGUUAUUGUGAAGUGGAAACAUCUAGGAGCAACAGCGGCUCAGCCGCGAAGUGGUAGGCCACACAAGCUCACAGAAUGGGGCCGCCGAGUGCUGAAGGGUGUAGCGCGUAAAAAUUGUCUGUCCUCGGUUGCAACACUCUAAAUUGCCUCUGGAAACAACGUCAGCACAAGCUUCAUGAAAUGGGUUCCAUGGCCAAGCAGCCGCACACAAGCCUAUGAUCACCAUGCGCAAUGCCAAGUGUCUGCUGGAGUGAUGUAAAGCUCGCAGCCUUUGGACUCUGGAGCAGUGGAAACGCGUUCUCUGGAGUGAUGAAUCACACUUCACCAUCUGGCAGUCCAACUGAUGAAUCUGGGUUUGGCAGAUGCCAGGAGAACACUACCUGCCCCAAUGCAUAGUGCCAACUGUAAAGUUUGGUGGAUGAGAAAUAAUGGUUUGGGGCUGUUUUUCAUGGUUUGGGAAAUCUGAAUGCUACAGCAUACAAUGACAUUCUAGACUAUUCUGUGCUUCGAACUUUGUUGCAACAGUUUGGGUUAGGCCUUUUCCUGUUUCAGCAUGACAAUGCACCCGUGCACAAAGCGAGGUCCAUACAGAAAUGGUUUGUCGAUCGGUGUGGAAGAACUUGACUGGCCUGCACAGAGCCCUGACAUCAACCCCAUCAAACACCUUUGGGAUGAAUUGGAACGCCGACUGCGAGCCAGGCCUAAUCGCCCAACAUCAGUACCCGACCUCACUAAUUAUCUUGUGGCUGAAUGGAAGCAAGUCCCCGUAGCAAUGUUCCAACAUUUAGUGGAAAUCCUUCCCAGAAGAGAGGAGGCUGUUAUAGCAGCGAAGGGGGGACUAACUCCAUAUUAAUGCCCAUGAUUUUGGAAUGAGAUGUUCGAGCAGGUGUCCAUAUACUUUUGGUCAUGUAGUGUAUGCAAUGACUAACAUAAGAUGAACUGAUGAUGAACUAAACAAUUUCGAAAUUGCACCUUGUGCAUUCUACUAUUACAACUUUCAAGAGUAAGUUUUAAGCCUGACUGUUCCUAUACAUGUCCUAGAGUUACAGGAAAGGGCUAGACAGUCUGUCUACAUGUCCUAGAGUUACAGGAAAGGGCUAGACAGUCUGUCUACAUGUCCUAGAGUUACAGGAAAGGGCUAGACAGUCUGUCUACAUGUCCUAGAGUUACAGGAAGUGCUAGUUUGGGAUGCCCUAGGACAAGCAUAAGUCUGUUACACUAUUCCCAUAGGACUUAGUUGUCCAGUGAGUCUCAGUUAAAAAUAGAUCUCGUUCUAUUAUGCAAUCAAGGUCCUCCAUUUGACAGAUGAAACCACAGACGGCCAGACCGCUCUACCUACAGUGUCUACAGGCUAUGAGCCCCACAGGAAAGCCGCCUCUCAGGCUCUCAUUCACUUUCUCAACCUUCCCUCUAGCUCUCUCUCUUGCUCUCUCUAACCUCUGGAGGCAGUGCGUAAGCACAGACCUACCUCCUGAUUGUUCAAAGCUGAGGGGUUACACUGCACAGUUGAUGUCCAGCAUACCACAUACACACACAGAGUUGCAUGAACCUGAGUGGUUCCCUCUCGCCCUGCCAGGUAUUCUGUUCCUGCUGAGGAGAAGGUGAAGCUUGACAAGGUCGUACACACACUGCUGCAGGCCAAUGGGACCCCCGGGCUGGAGAUGCUGGAGAAGAACAUCAUGAUAUCUCCAGAGGUGCUUUGUCGGGAGGGUAUCAAGGUCCACCGCACCGUCCAGCAGAGUGGUCAGUUCGUGGUCUGCUUCCCCGGGACCUUUGUGUCCAAGGUCUGCUGUGGCUACGGUGUGUCGGAAACUGUUCACUUUGCCACCCCCCAGUGGAUGAACCUGGGAUACGAGGCUUCUAAGGUAAGGCUGAAGCUGGAGCUGCUUUCUGCUGCCUCCCUGUGGCUGUUUAGAGACAUAGCUCAUUGUUUACACCAGUAUCUCUAGAACAGGGCUGCCCAUCCCUGUUCCUGGAAAGCUAAUCUGUCCUGUAGGUUUUCGCUCCAACCCUAAUUUAGCACACCUGAUUCUAAUAAUUAGCUGGUUGAUAAGAUUAAUCAGGUUAGUUAAAACUGGGGUUGGAGCUGAAACCUCCAUGAGGGUAUUGUAGCUCUCCAGGAACAGGUUUUUUUUAUUUUAUUUAUUUCACCUUUAUUUAACCAGGUAAGCCAGUUGAGAACAGGUUCUCAUUUACAACUGCGACCUGGCCAAGAUAAAGCAAAGUAGUGCAAUAAAAACAACAGUUACAUAUGGGGUAAAAAAAACAAAGUCAGAAAUACAACAGAAAAUAUAUAUACAGUGUGUGCAAAUGUAGCAAGUUAUGGAGGUAAGGCAAUAAAUAGGCUAUAGUGCAGAAUAAUUACAAUAGUAUUAACACUGGAAUGCUAGAUGUGCAAGAGAUGAUGUGCAAAUAGAGAUACUGGGGUGCAAAAGAGCAAAAUAGAUAACAAUAUAGGGAUGAGGUAGUUGGGUGGGCUAAUUUCAGAUGGGCUGUGUACAGGUGCAGUGAUCGGUAAGGUGCUCUGACAACUGAUGCUUAAAGUUAUUGAGGGAGAUAAGAGUCUCCAGCUUCAGAGAUUUUUGCAAUUCGUUCCAGUCAUUGGCAGCAGAGAACUGGAAGGAAUGGCGGCCAAAGGAGGUGUUGGCUUUGGGAAUGACCAGUGAGAUAUACCUGCUGGAGCGCAGACUACGGGUGGGUGCUGCUAUGGUGACCAAUGAGCUUAGAUAAGGCGGGGAUUUGCCUAGCAGUGAUUUAUAGAUGGCCUGGAGCCAGUGGGUUUGACGACGAACAUGUAGUGAGGACCAGCCAACAAGAGCGUACAGGUCACAGUGGUGGGUAGUGUAUGGGGCUUUGGAGACAAAACGGAUGGCACUGUGAUAGACUACAUCCAAUUUGCUGAGUAGAGUGUUGGAGGCUAUUUUGUAAAUGACAUCGCCGAAGUCAAGGAUCGGUAGGAUAGUCAGUUUUACGAGGGCAUGUUUGGCAGCAUGAGUGAAGGAGGCUUUGUUGCGAAAUAGGAAGCCGAUUCUAGAUUUAACUUUGGAUUGGAGAUUCUUUAUGUGAGUCUGGAAGUUGAGUUUACAGUCUAACCAGACACCUAGAUAUUUGUAGUUGUCCACAUACUCUAGGUCAGACCCGUCGAGAGUGGUGAUUCUAGUCGGAUGGGCGGGUGCUAGCAGCGUUCGAUUGAAAAGCAUGCAUUUAGUUUUACUAGUGUUUAAGAGCAGUUGAAGGCUACUGAAGGAUUGUUGUAUGGCAUUGAAGCUCGUUUGGAGGUUUGUUAACACAGUGUCCAAUGAAGGGCCAGAUGUAUACAAAAUGGUGUCGUCUGCGUAGAGGUGGAUCUGAGAGUCACCAGCAGCAAGAGCGACAUCAUUGAUAUACACGGAGAAAAGUGUCGGCCCAAGAAUUGAACCCUGUGGCACCCCCAUAGAGACUGCCAUAGGUCCAGACAACAGGCCCUCCGAUUUGACACACUGAACUCUAUCUGAGAAGUAGUUGGUGAACCAGGCGAGGCAGUCAUUUGAGAAACCAAGGCUAUUUAGUCUGCCAAUAAGAAUGCGGUGGUUGACAGAGUCGAAAGCCUUGGCCAGGUCGAUGAAGACGGCUGCACAGUACUGUCUAUUAUCAAUCGUGGUUAUAAUAUCGUUUAGGACCUUGAGCGUGGCUGAAGUGCACCCGUGACCAGCUCGGAAACCGGAUUGCAUAGCGGAGAAGGUACGGUGGUAUUCGAAAUGGUCGAUGAUCUGUUUGUUAACUUGGCUUUCGAAUACUUUCGAGAGGCAGGGCAGGAUGGAUAUAGGUCUGUAGCAGUUUGGAUCUAGAGUGUCACCCCCUUUGAAGAGGGGGAUGACCGCGGCAGCUUUCCAAUCUCUGGGGAUCUCAGACGUUAUGAAAGAGAGGUUGAACAGACUAGUAAUAGGGGUUGCGACAAUUUCGGCGGCUAGUUUUAGAAAGAAAGGGUCCAGAUUGUCUAGCCCAGCUGAUUUGUAGGGGUCCAGAUUUUGCAGCGCUUUCAAAACAUCAGCUGUCUGAAUUUGUGUGAAGGAGAAGCGGGGGGGGGCAUGGGCAAGUUGCAGCAGAGGGUGCAGAGUUGGUGGCCGGGUUAGUGGUAGCCAGAUGGAAAGCAUGGCCAGCUGUAGCAAAAUGCUUGUUGAAAUUCUCGAUUAUUGUAGAUUUAUCGGUGGUGAUAGUGUUUCCUAGCCUCAGUGCAGUGGGCAGCUGGGAGGAAGUUGGAGAGCCCUGCUGUAUAGUCUAUGCAGAUUUUUGUUCCUGUUGAUUAGUGUAGUGUCAUGUGUAAUCUGUAAUGUAGUUUUAAUCUGGCUGGCUUAAAAGGCUCUAGAAUAUGUUCUGUGUUAACCCAGUGUCUCUCUGCCUUCCCUCUGUAGGACCUGAAAUGCCGGCACAUAGCCAAACCCUUCUCCAUGGAGAAGUUACUCUACCAGAUUGCCACGGCCGAAUCCAAACGCGAGAACGGACACCUUCUGACUACGAUCUCCGCUCUUCUCAAAGACCUCAGGUGAGUAGCCAUGGAAACCGGGCACAUCAUAAUAUGGAUGCUGUUUGCGUCAGAUGUUAGGGACGGCAUCAUCCUCCAUCCACUGUUGCCAUAGCAGUAUGAUCAAAGACCCCAAAUACACUCCAUGCUUUAAUGGAUUGGCUUAGUGUCUACUUCAAGGCAGAAAGACAUUGAAAUAGUACUAACUGUUGUUUGCUGUACUGUGCUAAAUCACGGAGUUGUGAGUUGUCGUGUUGUGCCGAAGUGUGUUGUAGUGUUCUGAAUCACUGAGUUGCUCUGUCUGCUGCAAUAGGAACAUAGAGAUGAGACAACGGCAGGAACUGUACGAGGCGGGGCUUCUGUCCUCUGCCCGCUACGGAACACACAACAACAACCUGGUGCCCGGCGACGGACGCAAGAAACCCAGGAAGUGGCUGGCACUAGAGUCAUCAGAGAGACGCUGCCAGACCUGCCAACACCUCUGCUACCUGUCCAUGGUGAGAGCUGUGCCACGGGGAAUAGUGCUAGAGUUAGGGCUGGGGCUGGGUUACGGAGACUAAUGCUAAGAUUAGUUGGGGUUAGGACUAGCGCUGGUGCUGGGCAAGGGUGAGGAUGAAUGUAGUUAACCACUCCAUCUAAAGAUGCAUUUAGUUAACCACUCCAUGUAUAGAUGCAUUUAGUUAACCACUCCAUGAAAAUAUGUGUUGUGUUGUUUAUCCCAGGUGGUCCAGGAGAAUGAGAAUGUGGUCUUCUGUCUGGAGUGUGCUCUGAGAUACGUGCAGAAUCACAAGUCCUGCAGAGGCCUCAAGAUGAUGUAUCGUUAUGAUGAGGUAAGAUGCCAUCCCAGCAAACCGGGAACAUUCCCAGGACAUAAGCUAACAUUCCCAUUAAGGGCGCUAUUCAAUCUAUCGCUGAAGCGUUACAGAUUGCUCGAUAGACAUGUAAAGCUAAUUUUCUGAUUGAGCGUUUACUGUGAAUGCAGUCUUCACUACCUUGGGAACAUUGCCUUUAAAUUUAAAUUGGGCUUUAACACUGAACUUCUGCGAUAUGGAUUGAAUAGAGCCCUAAGCUAGUUAGGGUUUUAUCUAACAUUAGGAUGAUAACAUCCAAAAAACCUUAAAAUAAUGUUUUUGAUAACAAAUAUAUAUAUAUACCGGUGUGGUGUAUAUAUAUAUAUAUUUUUUUUUAUAUGUUUUAAAUAAAAUAUCCUUGGAAUGUUUUCCUAACAUUCACUAAAAUGUUGUGCACAACAUCUGUAACAACCACUGCAGGACAUUCCCCUAAGGUUCUUAUUAUGUUUCCAGGUAAUAUAAUAGCUAAAUGUGUUCUUGGAAGGUUCUUGCAAUCAAACAUUGUAUAAUCAUCAGCACAACUGGACAGUUUUUGUGUUAUUAGAACUUUUGGGGCAACCUAAUGAAUGUUCUGGGAACGUUCACAGAACUGAUUUUGGUUUGCUGGGAUGGCCCGCUCUUAUCUGAGUAGAAUUGAUCAGAACCUUCAACAGUGGAGUGACGUAACAUGCAAUGUUUGGAUAAAUAUGAGAUUUGUUCAUUAUAACGCAUAUGUUCUCGCUCGGAUUCCUCCCUUCCCUGACUGUGCCCCCUGUGCCUUCACCUCAUUGCAGGAGCAGAUCAACAGCUUGGUGAAGCAGGUGUGUGGCAAGGCCCUGGAGAAGACAACUGAGAAAUAUAAUGGUGCGAGCCCCUUCAAACCACCACCCAAACGCGGGCCCCGGAAGAGAGCCACUGUGGAAGUGUCCCUGUCACGCCUCUCCUCCUCCCACCUGUCUCCCGCAGCCGUCUCAUGA
Molecule: messenger RNA, 32937 nt
Organism: Coregonus sp. 'balchen'
Lineage: Eukaryota; Metazoa; Chordata; Actinopteri; Salmoniformes; Salmonidae
Source: the annotation of a GenBank genome assembly